ACAGUGGGAAUUGCCGUUUUUUGUGGGGUUUUUUGUACAAUUGAACGUGACAUUUGAAAAGUCGUUGUCAACUAGAUUUUAAAAUGAUCCUAAUAUCACUAGAUCUUGAUCGUGUGUCGCCUGGACAUAAGUAAAUGUCUAUAAAAGACUUCGUCUUGACUACUGAUGACAAAGCAUUGUGGCAACGAUUUAAAGGUCUUGUUGGAGCACAGGUGGUACGUCUGAGUGUAGUCGAGGAUUACAUGCCUCGUCCUUCCAGUUUCUCUUCUCAGUUCUCCAGCGAGACCUCGGGCUCAGAAAACUCGUUCAUCCAAGAUGGAGACCUGAACCAGUUGCAGAGAAACACGAAUGCUCUGUGCCAUGUCGGUAAACAGCCGUUUUUGGGUGUGGAAGCUGUGUCCCGGGAUGUGAGGCCGCUGCUCAACUUUCUUCUUUCUAGCUUGCAUGAUGUGACGUCAUCAAAUCUGGAUGGUGAUAGAUGUGAAAGCGGUAAACGACAAAAGGAAAACAAACGCAAUAUGAGAUGCGUGUACAAGAAGUCUCUAACGCUGGAAAGUCAGCUCCACCAGUACAUCAACCCCAACCUCGUGACCUCGCUCAACAGACGGGCAGCCAAGGCAGCAUUUGAGGCAGAACUCAUGUGUAAGAUGAUUGACAAGUUGCGAAAAGAGGGACGAAAGUCUGUCAGUGAGAGUGAGAGUAAAAGAAAAGCUCGAGAAUUGACAAUCAAACUCAAGUCUUUGUUGGCCCGACAGAAAUGUGAAUGGCAAUGUGUGGGAAGGCUAAAGGAGACGCUGGCUAUGGCCAGGGAAAUGAAGAGUGUCCUGAAAUUUAUUUGCCAGCUUAGCUCUUUGCUAGAAAGAUUGAACGAAGGCCCUCCCCCGUAUGAAGACAGCAGUCCUUACGAUGACCUGCAAAUAAAGAGAGACAAGUUUUACGACCGCCAUGCUAUAGUUGGUAGAGAAUGUCGCCAAGGCAGCAGUCGAGCGGCCAAACGAUCUCUGAGCGAGGUGACCAUUUCAUUAUCGCUCGACUUUAUACCAGACAGAAAGGCUCGAAAACCGAGGAGUAGACGAGCAGCAGUCGAAGUCAGCGUGAGUGAGUCUGAAUGUCUGCUUAUCAAGACUGCCAGCAACUGUAGGAAGAAAAAGCUUUCAAAAGGCAGGAGUUCUAGUUUGGUUUCCAUGUCCGACCACGCCAGGCGGCACAAUGGCCGGCGCCCCUCUAAUAGCGCCUGUACGUCACCUAGAUGUGCCAGGACAUGCACGUCACGUGGUUCCUCUCCCACGCGCCAUAGAUGGCCUUCGCUCAAAGACUUGAGCUCACCAAUCAAGUGCAAAACUUCAAGCGAAACGGAGCGAAGGCCGUCCACACACAGACAUGCGACGAAAUGUUUGAGUGUCUGCAAGUGCUGCAAGAUUGUCAAAGAACUGUGUGCGGGUCGGUGCAAAAAGUCGAAGCUGAUCAACAAUCUAGCGUCGAGCAAAUCUCACUCGGCUAAAACCUCCCGGGCCAAAAAAUCCUGCGUCAAAAGUAGUCCUACCCUCUCCGAUAUUGAGGGCUCCCAAAAUCUUUCAACUAGUGAACAGGAAACACAGAGGGAACCAAAGAAAAGGUCAAAAACUAACGACAAGCACAAAAAACUAUCAGCAACGGGACGGUACCGUAAAGAAUCCAAUAAGUGCGCGCACAGACAAGUAUCGUCUGCCACACCAGCGGGCUCGUGCAGCAAAUAUUACAUGCACCCAAGAGCAGCCGUGGACUCGUCGGGCUCCAGAGAACCGUUACUCUACUCCUCCAGAGACACGGAGCUUAACUUUAAGGACGACCACCUCUCAUUUCACUACCGAGGUCCGUCUCACCAGGAUGGCGGCCCGUCCAGCGCUGCGUGUGAGCAAGAGACAAGUUCAAGACAAGAGAGUACCAAAACGUGCGAGGAUGACAGUAGUUGUACGGCCUGUGACGUAGAUGACAUUCAGGAUAGCUCAUCUUCUGAGGCUAGUGAGAUGAAAUGUUCUGAGCCAGCAUCCUGCACCUCUCGCUAUACACCAGAGGAGAGCAAAGAUGUUUGCGAAGACAACAGCUUGUCUUUCCUAGUCAAGUUGAAUGAAGAGAAUAGUCGACAUUUCUCUCCAAAUUCUCCGAAAAAACAUCCUUUAAAGGUUGAAAAAUGCCGGUCACCGCCCAAAUUCUCACUUCCCCUUACUCAGUCUUGUCCUACAAAAAGCGACAUUGAAAAUGGAACACAAACUGAGCAAGACAUUUUUUUAGCCAAUCAAAUGCCAUGUCCUAAUAUGAUUCAAGUGUCAACAAAAUGGCGUGGCACCCCGCCAGGUCAGUGCUGUGAACAACCCUCCAUUGAAACAAUUAUCAAGCUCUCGAUGCCAGACUCCUGUAACCAGGCACCACAGACGACCCAGAUCCCCAAACCUUCGAGCCGGAAAUCAUCAGGGUAUUCAAGCAGAAAGUCAGUACCGGAACUAGCUCCACAGUCAUCGUCUGAAUCUAUUAGAGAAUUACCAGAAUGCCCUAGAAGUCCUUCGCCAGAAUGUCGCAGGAGCCCUUCGCCUGGAUGUAAAAGAUCCGAUUCGUGUACAGGAAGCCCAUCCCCCAUUAUUCUCAGAUCUCCUUCACCCAAACACAGCGUUGGAACUUCGCCAAUACAAAUUAAAAGUCCCUCACCCAAACACAGCGUUGGAACUUCGCCAAUACAAAUAAGAAGUCCUUCACCAAACCCAUCUGUAAAGUACGCAAGUCAAUCUCCAGCAGCGACCCAAACUCCUAAGUCUAGCAGUCCUGCAUCUAGAAAGAGUCCGCUGUCUCCUAUUUCUCCAGUAGAAAGCAGACAAAUUUCAGAAAAAUUCUCAAAAAAACCUUCCUUGAGGUCGAGUGAUCCAUCUUUGACGUUGCCUACCGCGAGCAAAAUGCCGUCCAAUACAGGUAGUGGCAACCGUCUAGAGUUGCUGGGGGACGAGAGUAGGGAACAGCUGAUAGACGACGAAAGUAGGGAACAGCUGAUAGACGACGAGAGUGGAAAUAAAGAAAUGUUUCUAGAUGAACCAACUUCCUCACAACUAUCUAUCGAACAAAAUGAAAUUAUUUCCAGUCAUUCAAACACAAAUUCUGUCGGAAACAAUUCAGAACGUGAUUCGCCAAUUGCUUCAGAAAAGCCAUCACCUGUCCAUACCAAGCAAUCUUCGACUACAAAUAGUCCAAGUCGGCCGAAAUCUUCUAUAACAAAUAGUCCAAGUCGGCCGAAAUCUUCUAUAACAAAUAGUCCAAGUCGGCCGCCAUCUUCUAUAACAAAUAGUCCAAGUCGGCUGCCAUCUUCUAUAACAAAUAGUCCAAGUCGGCCUCCUUCGAGGAAAAACACUAUAAGAUAUACGCCUUCUCCCGUAAAAACUCCGUCCCCUUCCCCCGUAAAAACCCCAUCCCCUUCUCCCGUAAAAACCCCGUCCCCUUCUCCCUCUAAAACUCCGCCAAAGAAAGCCCGAGCAAGCUCUGAGAAAAAAAAAAUGCGAUCCCCACGAGAGGAGAGUAGCGAGGACAGUGAAGAGAUGGACCCGUCACGGGAGACCUCUAGAACAGCUUCCCCAGAAAGGUCAAGCCGUGUUGAAGAAUUAACAGAGGAGCCUCAAGCUAUUCCACCACCACCCCCACAACAGACUUGGCAAAACUCCCUCAGAGAAGGUUGGACAAGUUGGUGGAAACUAAUCCUCCUAAUUCUACUCAUCAUCUUCGUCCUACACUUCCUGUAUUGCUACCUGGUAGCAGCUAGCUGUAGGAAUUGCCGGCUCCCUGGGCCUAACAUCCUCUUUUACUUCCUAAGCUGGGCCAUGAACUCAGUACGUGUGAUACACAACCAGCCACCCCCACAGUAGUCAGCUGACCACAACACGUGAUGCUGUGGAUGGUAACUUAACGUCAUCGCAGUCCAUAUCUUGUACUGACAUAAUAAGCAUUCUUUUUAUUCUUCGCUUUAUUACUUUUUAAUAAACAUAUAUUUCACACAUGGACCUUGUUGCCAGUGGGUUACUUUCGUUAAUCGUAAUUAUAUAGCAAUUUCAGACAGCCCAUACCCUUCAAGUU
Messenger RNA from Physella acuta, 4089 nucleotides. Its product is annotated as serine/arginine repetitive matrix protein 1. The record is from RefSeq and is a predicted model, not a curated record. NCBI's taxonomy places the organism in Eukaryota, Metazoa, Mollusca, Gastropoda, Physidae.